This is a messenger RNA of Tribolium madens (black flour beetle), 611 nucleotides long. RefSeq lists its product as uncharacterized. The transcript has 3 exons. Bases 1 to 396 code for a protein of 131 amino acids. Lineage: Eukaryota; Metazoa; Arthropoda; Insecta; Coleoptera; Tenebrionidae. The record is from RefSeq and is a predicted model, not a curated record.
AUGUUUUAUGGAUGUCUGCUUUUAAUCGGAAACUUCUACCUCUUUGUUAAUUUCAUUCAAGAGUCGACGCCUUACACUAUUGAGGAGUUGCUUAGCUUUGUUCUAUGUUUCUUUGGAGGUUUUGGAAGUAUAAUUGUACUUUUUAAAUUACAAGAGCUCAACAGCUUGAGUCAAGAUAUAUUGUCAUUUCUUUUUAAAUGUCCAAUCAGCAAAUUAAAUAAACUGGAAUCAGCACAAGUGGAGAUGCUUAUUGCUACUUUGACUUUACAGAAACCGGAAAUCAAGAUUUCCGACAUAUUGACUGUUGGUACAGGACUACUCGCAUCGAUUUCAGGAACGGUACUCACCUAUGUCCUUGUAGCACUACAGUUUCACGCCAUUUGGUCUACUAAAUAAAACUUAAUUUUUUCACUGUACACCGUUAUUGACCAUUUAUAAAUUUCGAAAAUUUCGAAGUUAAGAACACACAGAAUUACUAUAGGUAGUGAUUUUUUUUACAAUGUAGAAUAAAUUUAUAAUUUUACCAAAAUAAAUGAAAUUGUAGGGCAACUAGUACAUACGUAAAUGAAGCAGAAAUAACCUAAAAAUUGAUUACUAUAACAAUUAAAAUA